This is a messenger RNA of Triticum dicoccoides, 1400 nucleotides long. Its product is annotated as probable pectinesterase 66. Gene Ontology annotation, biological process: cell wall modification; pectin catabolic process. Gene Ontology annotation, molecular function: pectinesterase activity. NCBI's taxonomy places the organism in Eukaryota, Viridiplantae, Streptophyta, Magnoliopsida, Poales, Poaceae. The record is from RefSeq and is a predicted model, not a curated record. The transcript has 4 exons. The coding region runs from base 118 to 1143 and encodes 341 amino acids.
CAUACAUUUAUAUCUGUGAGCUCGAAGCGCGCGCGGCGCCUUUCGAUCGAUCCAUCGCCACACCUCACUGCUAUUGCUCGGCGUCUUCUCGCCACCAGAAUCACUGCAUUACAAGAAAUGCGGGCGCCGUUCUGCCUCCUCCUCAUCGUAGGUGUGCUCCUGCUGCUCCGGUGGCCGGCGUCGAGCCUCGCUUCGGUGCAGGUGGCCCGGACCAUCACCGUGGACCAGCGCGGAGGAGGGGACUACACGACGGUGCAGUCGGCGGUGGACGCCGUGCCGGACGGCAACAGCCAGUGGGUCAAGAUCUACGUCAAGCAAGGGAGCUACAGAGAGAAGGUGAUAAUCCCAAGUGAGAAGGACUUCAUCUUGCUCGAAGGUGACGGCUCCUCGUCAACGGACAUCAACUUCGACUCACGUGUUGACGGCGCCGACGCGCCCGGCAUCGCCCCUAUCACGGGCCGCCUGCGUGGCAACCUCGCGGAAAUCUCGCAGACGUACAACAGCUCCACCUUCACAGUCCAUUCCGACAACUUCGUCGCCCGCAACAUCACCUUCAAGAACACGUACACCGGCAACAAUCCGGCGGUUGCGUUCCUCAUGGACGGCGACAAGGGCGCGUUCUACGACUGCGCCUUCCACGGGUACCAGGACACGCUCUCCGACCUCGCCGGCCGGCACUACUUCCGCCGCUGCCUCGUCCAGGGCGCUGUGGACUUCAUCUUCGGCUACGGGAGGUCCAUCUACCAGGACUGCACCCUCGUGUCCAAUAUGGCGGCGUCGUCCCAGCAGCCCGGGUGGGUGACGGCGCACGGCCGGGCCGCCGACAAGAGCGCCGCGUUCGUGUUCAAGGGCGGUUCCAUCACCGGCUCCGGGCAGCAGUACCUCGGCCGCGCGUGGAACGAGCAGGCCGCCGUCGUGUUCUACCAGGUGAACAUGGCCAGCAUCGUCGUCCCGCAGGGGUGGGCUAAGUGGACCUCCACCCAACAUGUGUCACAAGUGACGUUUGCGGAGGUCGGAUGCAGUGGCCCGGGUUCCGCCACCGGAGGAAGAGUGCCAUGGGAGAAGCACAUGGACAAUGCGGAGGUGCAGAGAUUCGUGGACAUCGGGUUCAUCGACGACGGUUGGCUAUCUAAUCAACCCUAGUUGUGGCUCGCCAAAAAAAACCCUUAGUUGUGGCGGGAUAGCUAGCAGCGAAAUACAUUCAGAUGUAUAUUCAAGGUUCAUGAUCUAAUGUAGUGGGGAAGAAGGGCUUAGGAUUGACCAACAAGGCAAAGAAAUUGGGAAUUUCGUAGGAAUUUUAGAUAAUUUCAAUCCUUAUUAAGAAGUUCAUAUGUAUGGGCCUCUUUGAUUUACACGAAGUAUUUUGGAGAAUCUUACUCCUAACCAAUUAUUUCCCUAUA